Molecule: messenger RNA, 4302 nt
Organism: Anolis sagrei ordinatus
Lineage: Eukaryota; Metazoa; Chordata; Lepidosauria; Squamata; Anolidae
Gene: TBL1XR1
Product: TBL1X/Y related 1
Biological process (GO): regulation of transcription by RNA polymerase II
Cellular component (GO): histone deacetylase complex
Molecular function (GO): protein binding; transcription corepressor activity
Source: RefSeq, a predicted model, not a curated record
GCUGAGUGUCUGCGAGCCGUUGGCUGCUCUGAACCGUUUUGGCUCCUUCCCUUAGUAACAGCUUUAACAUUCUGCCUCAAUUCCUCUUCAAUCUAAAUCACACACACACACACUCACAUACAGACACAGAGAUUACUUUUUUUAUUACCCUCCUCCUCCUUUCCUCGGGACUUAAUCUGUAAUCUCUCCCCUCCUCCUUCUCUUCCUCCUCCCAGAAACCUUUCUGGUUUUAUUUUAUUUUUCCCCCCCAAUCCCCACCCCCAACACUUACACACACUUACACACACACACAGAGGCUUGGGAUAUAAUUGAAUACCUUGCAUUCUUGGUGUGACUAUUUGUGGUUCUUUCCCUUCCCCCCUUCUUUCCCCACCAUUAUUAUUUUCUUGGGUUUGCAAAAAAAUAAUAAUAUAUAUGUUGCUGCAUUGGUAACAGACCCUAUCUAUGGUUUCCUUUUUUUCCCUCCCCCUUCCGUUGCAAAAUAAAGGAGGAGGGGGUGAGAAUAGACAGCGAGGCAUCCAUUGCAAGUAUCAUCUUCUUGUGAUUGGAGGCUCCUAAUAGGAAACCUUCCACCCAUCAAUGCUCUGCCAAUGGUGGUGUAAUUUCAAGGGCUGUACUGCUGCCACAUCACAGUUUUGUGAGGUUUCAGAGAGUAGUUCUGGGUAUUAUCCUUUGUCGUGACCUCAUGGUUUAAGUGGACAUAAAGAUGAGUAUAAGCAGUGAUGAGGUUAACUUCCUCGUAUAUAGAUACUUGCAAGAGUCCGGGUUUUCUCAUUCAGCAUUUACCUUUGGUAUCGAGAGUCAUAUCAGCCAGUCUAACAUCAACGGUGCUUUGGUGCCCCCAGCUGCUUUGAUAUCCAUUAUCCAGAAAGGCUUGCAGUAUGUAGAGGCAGAAGUCAGUAUUAAUGAGGAUGGUACGUUAUUUGACGGUAGGCCGAUAGAAUCGCUCUCGCUGAUAGACGCCGUGAUGCCGGAUGUAGUACAAACAAGGCAGCAGGCCUAUAGAGACAAGCUCGCACAGCAGCAGGCGGCAGCGGCGGCGGCAGCAGCUCCAACAAAUCCACAGGGGUCCGCCAAAAAUGGCGAAAAUACUGCGAAUGGAGAAGAAAAUGGAGCCCACACUAUAGCAAAUAAUCAUACGGAUAUGAUGGAAGUGGAUGGUGAUGUUGAAAUCCCUCCCAACAAAGCAGUGGUGCUACGCGGACAUGAAUCUGAAGUGUUCAUCUGCGCCUGGAACCCUGUUAGUGACCUUCUGGCCUCAGGAUCUGGAGAUUCUACAGCAAGAAUAUGGAACCUCAGUGAAAACAGUACCAGUGGAUCAACACAGCUCGUCCUUCGGCAUUGUAUACGAGAAGGAGGUCAAGAUGUACCGAGCAACAAAGAUGUGACUUCCCUGGAUUGGAAUAGCGAAGGUACACUUCUAGCGACGGGGUCAUAUGAUGGAUUCGCAAGGAUAUGGACUAAAGAUGGUAACCUUGCCAGCACGUUAGGGCAACAUAAAGGUCCCAUAUUUGCAUUAAAAUGGAACAAGAAAGGCAACUUCAUUUUAAGUGCAGGUGUGGAUAAGACCACAAUUAUUUGGGAUGCCCAUACUGGAGAAGCCAAACAGCAGUUUCCUUUCCAUUCUGCACCAGCAUUAGAUGUUGACUGGCAGAGCAACAACACAUUUGCCUCCUGUAGCACAGAUAUGUGUAUUCAUGUCUGUAAGUUAGGCCAAGAUAAACCCAUCAAAACCUUCCAGGGCCACACAAAUGAAGUAAAUGCAAUCAAAUGGGAUCCCACUGGUAAUCUUUUGGCAUCUUGUUCUGACGACAUGACUUUAAAGAUCUGGAGUAUGAAACAAGAUAAUUGUGUCCACGAUCUACAAGCACACAACAAAGAAAUUUAUACUAUCAAAUGGAGUCCUACGGGGCCAGGAACAAACAACCCAAACGCCAAUCUUAUGUUAGCAAGUGCAUCCUUCGAUUCUACGGUUAGAUUAUGGGAUGUAGACCGAGGCAUCUGCAUCCACACCUUGACGAAACAUCAAGAACCUGUGUACAGUGUAGCUUUCAGUCCUGAUGGCAGGUACCUGGCCAGUGGCUCUUUCGACAAAUGUGUACACAUCUGGAAUACACAGACGGGUGCUCUAGUGCAUAGUUACCGGGGAACAGGAGGCAUUUUUGAGGUUUGCUGGAAUGCAGCAGGAGACAAAGUUGGAGCAAGUGCUUCAGAUGGUUCAGUUUGUGUACUAGACCUACGGAAAUAGCGCUACUAGUUGGAAGCCAUGGACCGACUAUGAAUGUGUACAUAGCCAAAAUGACUGUCCCCUUGACCCAUGUACUGCUAUAGUCCCAAUUGAACCAUGGCCAGUCCACUACAGCCAAACCUGAAAGAAUUAUAUACAUAUACUGAAUAUUAAAAAGCAACGCAAAUGAUUACACCCUGAAGAAGAUGACAGAGUUUUGUCACAGCUUGUGAAGCCUGUUCACCAAGUGCUGGAAUCUGCUGUGCCCCCCAAAAAUAAUAUGUAAGCAUUCUGGAUAUGGGGGGAAAUAACAGGACAAGAGAGAAACCUAACUGUAUAUGAGCAGCCCAUUGAGUUCACCGUAACUGGGGAAACUACAUAUGGCUGCCUUUCUCCCCACUCCUCCUCACCUUCACCCUUCUUAAAGUUUUGAAAGAUUGGGUUUUUUUCUUCCUCCUCCUCUUCCUUUUCGGCUUUCUUUCUCGGUAGGUGAUGAGCAAUUUUUGUGUACAGGGAAAAUGGACUUGCAUACUCUUUCGACAGUGAUUUGUUCCUUGUUCCUUCCCACCACCUUGUUUUUUUUUUAGUUUUUCUUGCUGCACAAAGCAAAGAGUGUGAAUCUGUUUGGUGAUGAUGGAGUUUUUUGUCAUUCAGAAUGGUGCCUGUUUUGGGGAGAGAGAGGAAAUCCUUUUACAUCAGUUCUUUUGAACUCAUGGUUUUUUUUUAAAGAUCUUGGCAUCUGUUGUGGAUUAUGUACUCACAAUUUAGACGGGGAGGGAGGAGGACAAGCAGAAUUUUAGCAACAUUACGUCCGACAUUCCUUUGCAUUUUGAGAUCCAGUAGUUUUAAGAGCUCACAGAAGAAAAGUAGAUUCUUUUGGACUGUGACUGUUCCAAAAAAGCAGAAAUUCCUUACUGUAGAUCAUUUCUGCCACAAGUAAAAGGGUACAAUCACAAAGAUCUUAAGACCAUGUUAUAAAGACCUGAUUUUUGGAACAUACACAGUGCUAGAACCAGAUUUAUGGUCAUCAUGGAUUGGAUUUUAAGAACCUGUGCAUAAAGAGCUCACUGUACAUAAUUCCUGAUCUAUACCUCUUGGCACAAGGAAAGAGCUUUGCAAACUUGCUUUUUUUGGAUUACAUGUUCCAGAAUCUCCUAUCCAGCAUGUCUAUUGGCCACUGCAAUUCUGGGAGUUGUAGUAGUACAAGUGAGCUUUUCCAGGCUCUGCUCAAGGUGUCGGUCUUCAUUCAGGAGGCUUCCUCCAUUGCAUGUACAUUCCAGAAAUCAGCAUAGGACUAUAGAAACGAGAAUUGGAUCCCCCUUUCCUUUGGAAACAUAAUUGCAUCCAAAACAGCGGAGAAAAGAAAUUGGUUCAUCUUAACAUUCAUCUGGGCCAGUGUUUUUCCGCUAUAACUUCUGUGAGAGUUUUGCCCAUUCUUAGUAUAGUAUAACGAAAAAACAAGUUGAAAAUGUUUUGAUUUUUGGGUGUGUGUGUGUUUUUUUAAUCUUUUGUACAACAACAACAAAAUAUUUUGACAUCUAUUUUGCUGCCACUUCUGGAAUGAGACAGGUUUAUUCUGUUAAGGUACUCAUUCACUGGAAACUUUCUCUGUUGAAAACAUAUUGACAUAAACAACGUGCAAGAGCAUUGUGUUGGUGUGAAGUUCCCGGUGAAUCAUUCCCCCCUUAAUUUGGAAGUGAACAGAAAAGAGCAAGGUGGGGGAGCGUGGGGGAAGCUGGCCACAAAGGACUUGCUUUAAGUCUGUUUUAAUCCUGAGCAAUUGACCUUCCAUAAAGGAAAAUUAUGUCUUCUGCUAAUUUCGCCCUGGUGCUCCUGCCUCAUAAUUUUUGUAUAUGCUUGUGAUAUUUCCUCCCAUUGCAAUACACCCACAUUUAGGAUGAAUGGUAGCUGCUAUUGUUUUUAUGAUAGUGAAAUAAUUAUGAUCACUACUCCAAUGUUUUUUGUUUCUAAUAGCAGAUACUGCUUCUCCUUUCUUCACUGCGACAUACACUUCUAACACGUUGAGAUAGACAUAAUACCCGAAGCAGUGUCUUUGUAAGGGUAUACCAUGGAAA